GCUGAGACUGCCUUGUCAAGAGGCGAAGAAAUGGGCGAAGGAGUUCUGUACGUGAAGGUGAUGACCGACGAGCAAAUGGAGAUUCUCCGGCGUCAGAUCGCGGUGUACGCGACAAUCUGCGAGCAGCUCGUCGAGAUGCAUAAGGCCGUCUCGGCUCAGCAGGAUUCCCUAGCAGGUAUGAGAUUUGGAAGCCUGUAUUGUGAUCCCUUGAUGACCUCAACCACUCAUAAACUUGCCUCAAGACAAAGAUGGACGCCAACACCCAUGCAGCUACAGAUCCUGGAGACAAUAUUUGAUCAGGGAAAUGGGACUCCCACCAAACAGAAGAUCAAAGAAGUAACGCUGGAGCUCACAAAACACGGCCAAAUCUCUGAAACUAAUGUCUACAACUGGUUCCAGAACAGAAGGGCGAGAUCAAAGCGCAAGCAAAGUUCUGCAGCAACAUCUAUUACUGAGUCCGAAGCCGACACAGAAAGCGAGUCCCGAAAUGAUAAGAGAGCUAAGGCUGAGACUGCCUUGUCGGAGGAUCUGCCCAAUCCUCCUCCUUCAUUACAGUACUCAGAGACUAAUAGAUUGCGAGACUACGCGUCGUUCUUUGAAGCUUCUCUUACAAACCCAAGGACUGAUAACUUGGUGGGGAAGAUGUUUUAUGCAGGAAUUGAUCACUUGAUGGAGAAAAUGGAUGACUCCUGGGAUCUUUAAACAAAUCAAUGACACUGACUUUGAGUAUAAAUAUUACGGACAGAACCAGAAAAAGACAGCUCUGGGAUAAAUCACAGGGCUUUCAUCAAAUUCUUGCAAUUCUGCAAUUUUAAUGUUGUUUUCUAAGAUCUUAAAAAGUUGUGGUUGUUUGUUUACCAAGUCUUAAACUGUUUCAUGGUGUGAUCAAUAUUUUCCAUGGAAGUAAAAGGUUGGCUUUUAAACUGUUGUUUAGAUAUAUAUAUAUAUAUGGUCUUGCUAGGGUU
Messenger RNA from Phalaenopsis equestris, 965 nucleotides. Its product is annotated as WUSCHEL-related homeobox 8-like. Gene Ontology annotation, molecular function: DNA-binding transcription factor activity; DNA binding. The record is from RefSeq and is a predicted model, not a curated record. The annotation marks the transcript as partial. NCBI's taxonomy places the organism in Eukaryota, Viridiplantae, Streptophyta, Magnoliopsida, Asparagales, Orchidaceae. The transcript is spliced from 3 exons.